Molecule: messenger RNA, 3377 nt
Organism: Vicia villosa (hairy vetch)
Lineage: Eukaryota; Viridiplantae; Streptophyta; Magnoliopsida; Fabales; Fabaceae
Product: CSC1-like protein RXW8
Exons: 10
Coding region: 1237-3216 (659 amino acids)
Cellular component (GO): plasma membrane
Molecular function (GO): calcium-activated cation channel activity
Source: RefSeq, a predicted model, not a curated record
AAAUUGUUAUUUAUUUAGAAACCCAGAAUUGCUCGGGUUCAGCAUCCCUCACAUAUCUCAACCCACAAAUUCAGAAUUUAUUCUCAUGCUUUUCAACUUCAUUCUUCAUCCCUCAUUGUUCAAGCUUUUUAACAUCAUUCUCCAUCCCUUACUUUCUUGGCCUCUUCUCCCUUGAAAGGUAAAUAAAAAACAAUUUUUUCUUCUCAAUCUCUCCUUUCAUAACUCUCUUAUUGCAAAGAAAUGAAACAUUAAACCAGAUCUGAAUCUUGGUCUCACGCUCUCACUGAUGAAGAUCUCAGAAAACUUCUCAAAUUAAAAUACCAUUUCCACACAUACCAACCUUAAAAUCGCUUAUUGAAGCUGAUGCUCUCCUCUCAUACUCACACAGCGAAUGGCUUAGUCUCUCUCAAAUUCGGAACUUUUUAGGAAGUUUACGGUUCAGUUUCGCGUCUCUGAAGCUUAUGCCAAUAGGCACUUUUUCACGCAGCUUUUUGCGAUUGAUUUGGGGUUCUGGGAGUUCAAGAAAAAAAGCUCUUUUUUUGCCCUAUGUCAAGUUGGAGUUUUAGCUAAAAUAAGUGCUUAUUCAAGAAACUACUUCAUGACAGUAGCUUAAAUUGAGAAUAUAAAUAAGUGCUUAUUCAAGAAACUACUUCAUGACAGUAGCUUAAAUUGAGAAUAUUGCUAACAAUUUUUAUUUUGUGUUAAGUAAUCAUUUAUUUAUUCUUUAUAUUUAAUUAAAAUGUUUUUGAAAAAUAAAAUAUUAAAAUACAAAUUAAAAAUAAAUACUCAAUUGAAUUUAAUGAGGUGGGAAGUGACUGGUUAAUUUUUGGACAGCCAUGUCAUUAAAAUAGCUGACAGAUGGCCAGGGACCAUAAAAAAUCCAGAUUAUUUGAUAUCGGGGGACCUAAUAGUUGGUUUUUUUUGUAGGGGGACUAAAAGGUUAAAAAAAUUAAUAUAGAGGGACGAAAAGUGCAUUUAAGCCUAAAUUUUAUAUUAAUGAGUAGAACAAAAUUAAUAGAAAAAUUAAGAAAAAAAAGUUAAAAAUGAUUCGUUAAUCCUUGUGUUAAUAAGUACUAAGAGAUAAACUUAAAAGAAAUAGAAAAGAGUGAGGGAGGAGAAGUUUGUCUUAAAUAUCAAAAUUUGGCUAUGUGCUGUUUCCAGCUUUCCUAUAUAAGUAUUUCAAAUUUGGGUUUCUAAUGUCUUCUUCAUCGGUGAUAUUUGUUACAGGGAGCAAGGAUGGACAUUGUUGCUCUUUUUACUUCAGUUGAAAUUAACAUUGUUGUUUGUGCGGUGCUGUUUUCACUUUAUUCUAUAUUAAGAAAACAACCCAGCAAUGUUAACGUGUACUUUGGACGGAGAUUAGAAUCUCAUGGCUUGUUGGAAAGAUUUAUUCCCUCUUCUGGCUGGAUUUUAAAAGCAUGGGAAACAUCCGAUAAAGAGAUAUUGGAUACCGGUAGCUUGGAUGCCCUAGUUUUUGUAAGGAUACUUGUGUUUAGUAUCAGAGUUUUCUCCAUCGCUGCUGUCAUCUGCAAUGUUCUACUGCUUCCUGCAAAUUACUAUGGUAAAAAAAGAGUUCAUAGGAUUAUACCAUUGGAGUCACUCGAUGUUUUUACUAUUGAAAAUGUCAAAACAGGUUCAAUAUUGCUUUGGGCCCAUUGUUUUGCAUUAUACACCAUUACAAUUGCAGCUUGCACUCUCCUUUACUUUGAACACAAAAGCAUUACUAACUUGAAGGGACUUCAUAUUAAUGGAUCUCCUCCCAGACCAAGUGAUUUUACUAUUCUUGUCCGGUCAAUUCCGAGAUCUGCAGACGAAUCAUACAGUGACACGGUGAACAAAUUUUUCUCAUACUACCAUGCAUCAACAUAUUUGUCUCACCAAAUGAUUUUUAAGUCUGAAAAUGUCCAGAAAUUAAAGGAACUCCCAGCAGCUUUUGUGUUCUUUAAAAGUCGAUAUGCUGCUCUUUUGGCUUCACACACUCUGCAAACAUCAAAUCCAAUGUUAUGGGUUACAGAGUUAGCUCCGGAACCACGUGAUGUUCAUUGGUCAAAUAUUGGUAUAAAAUAUAGGCAAAUUUGGAUCCGCAGAAUGGGUACAUUUGCAGGUUCAACUGCCUUUAUGAUAGUGUUCCUCUUUCCGGUAACAUUUGUACAAGGUUUGACUCAGCUAGACAAACUUCACAAAAUGUUCCCUUUUCUAACAGGGAUACUUAAAAAGAAGUAUGUGAUUCAGCUGGUCACAGGUUACCUACCAAGUGUGAUAUUAUAUAUAUUUAUGCGUGCAGUUCCACCAAUAAUGAGUUUACUUUCAAAGGUUGAGGGUUCUAUUUCUCGAAGUGGAAGGAAGAAAAAUACAUGUCGGAAAGUUUUGCUCUUCACAGUUUGGAAUGUGUUUUUCGUUAACGUUUUAGUUGGUUCUCUUAUCAGUCACCUUUCAGUCUUUUCUAGCAUAAGAGACAUGGCUGGACAGCUUGCGAAGGCAGUGCCAUCUCAGACUACCUUCUUCACGACUUAUAUUUUGUCAUCUGGUUGGGCAAGUUUGGGAUUUGAACUUGUGCAAAUUUUUCCUCUUUUAGAAAAUCUAUUCCAGAGAUUCCUACUCAGGGUUAAGGAUGUUACACUUGAUGGCAUAUCUUUUCCAUACCAUACAGAAGUUCCAAGGGUAUUACUAUUUGGGUUUCUUGGGUUUACAUGUUCUAUUCUGGCACCUCUAAUGCUUCCCUUCUUAUUGAUCUACUUUUUCCUUGCUUACCUGGUUUACCGAAACCAGAUUCUGAAUGUGUAUAUUACAAAAUAUGAUAGUGGGGGACAAUACUGGCCUAUUGCACACAACACAACGGUCUUCUCUUUGUUAGUUGCUCAGCUUAUUGCACUCGGGGUGUUCGGAAUAAAACACUCCAUAGUUGCAUUUGGAUUUACCAUUCCCUUGAUCAUUAUCACCCUUCUUUUUCAUCAGUAUUGUAAGCAUCGAUUUCUUCCUGUAUUUAAAAGCUAUUCAGCACAGAUUCUUGUUGACUUGGAUAGGAAAGACCAAGAUAGUGGAAAGAUGGAAGAGAUUUAUGAACAAUUGCGUUCAGCCUACAUCCAACCCACUUUAGUGUCACAAGCAGCCCCAAGUCCAUCUGAACAAGCAGCCCCAAGUUCAUCUGAAUCCACCAGCCCACAAGACGACAGACAUUCGUCUGAGAUUUCAAAAGAUGUGAUAUCAGUUGUAUGAUAUUUGAUGUAUUAGUAUCAACGUUUAAUGUGAUGAUUCUGGCACUAUCAUAUUUUAGAGUUGGUUAAGACGUAUAUGCUAAAGACUAUAAAAAAAACUAUGAACUCGCCUCUGGUUGCUGUAGUGUCCAUAGAGGUUAGAUAUUAAGAAAAUGAAGAAGA